Mercurialis annua (annual mercury) is the source of this 1730-nucleotide messenger RNA. Its product is annotated as berberine bridge enzyme-like 21. The record is from RefSeq and is a predicted model, not a curated record. Bases 43 to 1647 code for a protein of 534 amino acids. Gene Ontology annotation, molecular function: oxidoreductase activity; FAD binding. NCBI's taxonomy places the organism in Eukaryota, Viridiplantae, Streptophyta, Magnoliopsida, Malpighiales, Euphorbiaceae. The transcript has a single exon.
UUCCUUUCAUUUCCUUAAGUAUAGAGAUCAAGAUCAAGGACAAUGGCGGAAAAAUCCAUAAUCAAUCUUUUUUGUGUGUUUGUCCUUCUCUUGAAUCUCUCUUCAUAUUGUUUUGCUGUUGGAACGGAUGAUUCAGUUUAUGCAUCUUUUCUUCAAUGUUUACAGAACAAUACAACCCCGAAAGACCAAAUCUCAUCCAUUGUCUUCACCAAGACAAGCGCAUCGUACUCUUCUGUUCUUCGUGCAUACAUCAGAAAUGCACGAAUGAACACAACUGCAACUCCGAAGCCAACGAUUAUCGUGACUCCGAAACAGAUUUCCCACGUUCAAGCCGCGGUUAUCUGCGCGAAAAAAGUUGGUUACCAGCUUAAAAUACGCAGCGGUGGCCAUGAUUAUGAAGGGGUUUCAUACGUUUCUCAAAACCCUUUCUUUGUUCUUGAUAUGUUCAAUCUUCGUUCCGUUCAAGUCGACAUGAAAACCGAGUCUGCCUGGAUCCAAUCCGGCGCUACACUCGGCGAGGUUUAUCAUGAAAUAUGGAAAAACAGUAAAUUGCAUGGUUUUCCGGCCGGGGUUUGCCCUACAGUAGGCGUCGGUGGGCAUUUUAGCGGCGGCGGGUAUGGAAAUAUGAUCCGGAAAUACGGGUUGGCUGUUGAUAACACUAUUGAUGCUCAAAUUGUUGAUGUUAAUGGAAAGCUUUUGGACAGAAAAGCAAUGGGUGAGGAUUUAUUCUGGGCCAUCAAUGGCGGCGGUGGCGGCAGUUUCGGCGUCGUUAUAUCAUACAAGAUUAAACUUGUUCCUGUUCCUGAAACGGUUACUGUUUUCAGAACAGAAUAUUACAUUGAAGACAAUGCAACUGAAAUAACUGCUAAAUGGCAGUUAGUUGCUCCGAAAAUCGAUAGCAGUCUUUUUAUGAGGAUGUUAUUGCAGCCAGUAACAAAAAAUAAUAAGCCUACCGUCAGAAUUUCUAUUCUGAGUUUAUAUUUAGGCAAUUCUGAUAUUCUCGUGAGUCUAUUAGGAAAACAAUUUCCUGAAAUGGGAUUAAAGAAGGAAAAUUGUACAGAAAUGAAUUGGAUUGAGUCUGUACUUUGGUGGGCUAAUUUCGAUAACGGAACAUCACCCGAUGUUUUGCUCGACAGGAAAGUCGAUACCGCCAAUUUCUUGAAAAGAAAAUCAGACUACGUCCAAAAACCAAUUAAUCAAAACGGAAUAUCUUUAAUAUUCAAGCAAAUGAUGGCACUGGGAAAAAUCGGAUUAGUUUUCAACGCGUACGGGGGAAAAAUGGACGAAAUUCCAUCAACCGCGGUUCCAUUCCCUCACCGUGCUGGAAAUCUAUUCAAGGUUCAGUAUUCCAUCAACUGGAACGAGCCCGGAGCUGAUAUGGAGACCAAUUAUUUAUCUCAGGCGAGGAAACUAUACAGUUUCAUGACUCCAUAUGUGUCCCAAAAUCCGCGAAGUGCAUUCUUGAAUUACAGGGAUCUUGAUAUUGGUGUUGCCGACGCUAAACAUAGCUAUGAACAGAGUAAUAUUUAUGGUCGGAAGUAUUUUGAUGCAAAUUUUGAUAGAUUGGUGAAGGUGAAAAGUGUUGUUGAUCCUGAGAAUUUCUUCAGGAAUGAACAGAGUAUUCCUGUUGUUUUGAGUAAGGCUUAGAAAGAUCAUGAUUAUGUUGGUUUAUUACUAUUUUUGUUGAUGUAUUAUCAUUAACUUAUAAAUAUGAUUUUGUUGGUUUAUUA